This is a messenger RNA of Corythoichthys intestinalis (scribbled pipefish), 11393 nucleotides long. Its product is annotated as oocyte zinc finger protein XlCOF6-like. Bases 135 to 1745 code for a protein of 536 amino acids. The record is from RefSeq and is a predicted model, not a curated record. The transcript has 5 exons. Lineage: Eukaryota; Metazoa; Chordata; Actinopteri; Syngnathiformes; Syngnathidae.
UCUACUUCCGGUUCACGUCAUGCAAUAUCUGUGUACUCAAGCAAGACUCGAGUCCUUUCGUGUAUCCUUUUUCUAACCAAACCCGCUCUUUCAACGCAUUCUUAUCGCACAUCACUGAAGAUCUUCACUCUGAAAUGUACGAUCCCACCCAGGUUCUACAGGAGGAGAUGCUGUAUAUCAAAAAAGAGUCGGAGCCAGAGAUCCCCAACAUAAAAGAAGAAGAACAGGAAGAUGAAAUUACCAAGUUUCCAAUGACUGUCAGUGUGAAGAUUGAAGAAGAUGAAGGUCCAAAUGAAGCAGCGGAACCUUCCGGCGACAGCUCAUUUCAUCACCUGAAACCAAAAGGUGAGGGGCGAUCGCAACCGGACGGCCUCUUAGCCCCACUCUCGGACAGCGACGACGUCACAUCACACUCUUCUGACACUGACACUAACGAGGAGGAUGUUGAUUUUGACCCAAAGUGUUCAAAAUCUUCAAACAAAUCAUCACUGGAAAGAGGCGCAAAAGAAUGCACGGGUGGGAAAUCGUUUGGCUGCUCGCAUUGCGAUACAAGUUUUUCUCAGAAGAGACUGUUAGCAAAACAUGACAAGUGUACCGCAGACGUCACUAUUGAAGAGCUUCACCCUCAGAAGCACGAUCUCCUCCACGUUAAACAGGAGGUGUCGGAGAUGCCGUACAUCAAACAGGAGGCGGAGCCACAGACCCCCAGCAUUAAAGAAGAACAGGAAGAGGAAAUCCCUAAGUUUCCAAUGACUGUCAGGGUGAAGAUUGAAGAAGAAUGUCAAAGCGACAGCUCAUUUCAACACCUGACAACAAAAGGAGAGGGACAAUCGCAACCUGACGGUUUGUUAGCGCCGCUCUCAGACAGUGACGACAUAACUUCACACUCUUCUGAUUUCGACACUGAUGAGAAGGAUAAAGACUUUGACCAAAAUGCUUUAAAAUCCUUAAAGAAGUCCUCAUUGAAAAGACGCACAAAAGUGGUUGGGAAACCUUUUACCUGCUCACUUUGUGAUAAAACAUAUUCUCUGAAACAUCACUUAAAAAGACACAUGCUUACACACACCGGGGAGAAGCCUUUCGCUUGCUCAUUUUGCGAUAAAAGAUUCAUUGCGAAAAAAGAGUUAAACGAUCACACAAGAACACACACUGGAGAGAAGCCUUUUCCCUGCUCAGUUUGCCAAAAAAGAUUCUCUACGAAAGGACUACUAGCCCGUCACGUUAUAACACACACUGGAGAGAGGCAUUUUGCGUGCUCAGUUUGUGAUAAAAGAUACUUCAGAAAGUCACAUUUAAUCACUCACACAAUGACACACACUGGAGAGAAGCCUUUUCAAUGCGCAUCUUGUGGUAGAGCAUUCACUUUUAAGGGAUGUUUAAAGAGACACACAAGGAAACAUACUGGAGAGAAGCCUUUUGUCUGCACAGCUUGUGGUAAACGAUAUACUGAGAAGAGACUUUUAGACAGACACACACUCACACACACGGGAGAAAAGCCUUUUGUCUGCACAAGUUGUGGUAAAAGAUUCCUCGAGAAAGCAGAUUUUAUCAACCACACAAGAACACACACUGGAGAGAAGCCUUUUGCCUGCUCUUGCUGCGAUAAAAGAUUUUGUACAAAGCAAGAGUUAAGAAGUCACACGCGUACACACACUGGAGCGAAGCCUUUUGCCUGUUCUCGUUGCUAUAAAAGAUUUUCUACGAAGCGAGGGUUAAAAAGACACACGCCUACACACACCGGGUGAACAGGCUUUUCUCUGCACACUUUGUGGCAAAAGAUUUACAAGUAGCUGCUGAUACAUGCUAAAUCUUUUGUUAUUGCUGUAGCAGUUAGCGUCCGCACAUCAUCUAAAACAAUCACAUAAACUCGCCCUAAGUAUCCGACCACUAUUGGAAACGCACAUUAAAGUGUACAAAAGGGUUAUCAGACUAAUUAGCAAUUUAAAAAUAAGUAGUAAACUGAUGAGAUUUUUUUUCGUUGAAGCCUUUGGUUAAAAUUUGGAUAUAAUUUUCACAUGUUAAACUGUAUAUAUGUUUUUAUUAUGUUUUUUUUUUUUUUUUUUUUUAUGUAACCGUGAUGAUUGCAUCUGUAUGUGUCAAUUUUUUGUCAACUGUUUUGUGAAGCAUAUGUUUGUAUGCAUGUAAAUUCGAAAAAGAUAUUGACAUAAAGGAUAUAUAGAGAGGUAAUUUUUUAUUUGUAUUUAUUUUCUUUUUUGUGUUGGUUUUUGUCUCCACUCUAGGUGUGUUUAACUGUUUGUCAGAAUGGCAUAAUUUUAGUCUGUAACUGCCUGAUUUGGUACCAAUCGGUCAACCCAGGAGAUGGCGGUAAUGCCCCUUGAUACGAGGGGUAAACUGCCAGCAAAACACAAGAAGAAAUAAUAUACAUUGCUAUGUACGUGUUGGAUUAAUAGAUAAAAAACAAAAUCUGGCCGUGGUAGUGGGGUGAUUACAAAAAAAAAAAAAAAACAUCCAACGAUUAUGCCAUGGAUGGAAGUAGUGAUGAGAACUUGAAACUGAAACUUAAAAACCUGCUCCGAACCGAUGACGUAUAUUUUCAAUGAACCGCUGCACCGGAAGCACGCUCUCUUGACCUAUCCGGGACUUGCCGUUCUUUCGUUUUCACUUCUCCAAACCAAACGAGCUCCUUCAAAGUAUCCUCAUCGGAUGCAACAAAAUAAUCCUGACCGAAGGCGAACGCAAUCAAAAACAUCAAGUUAAAGAGGAGAGACGUGGAAGAUGAGGUGAGGAAAUCCAGGCCACGAACAGCAACUUUAAAAAGAAAAUGAGGUGUCCCGUAGACGUCACUAUGAAAGAGCUUCACCCUCAGAAGCACGAUCCCCUCCACGUUAAACAGGAGGUGUCGGAGAUGCCGUGCAUCAAACAGGAGCAGGAGCCAGAGACCCCAAGUAUUAAAGAAGAAGAACAGGAAGAGGAAAUCCCCAAGUUUUCAAUGACUGUCAGUGUGAAGUGUGAAGAAGAUGAAGGUCCAUGCGAAAAGAGUGGAGCAGCGAAUUCUUCGCGCGACAGCUCAUUUCAACACCCGACAACAAAAGGAGAGGGACGAUCGCAACCUGACGGUUUGUUAGCGCCGCUCUCGGACAGUGACGAUGUAACUUUACACUCUUCUGAUUUUAACAAUGAUGAGGAGGAUAAGGACUUUGACCAAGAUGCUUCAAAAUGCUUAAACAAGUCCUCACUGAAAAGAAGCACAAAAGUGGUUGGGAAACCUUUUACCUGCUCACUUUGUGAUAAAACAUUUUCUCAGAAACAUCUCUUAAAAAGACACAUGCAUACACACACCGGGGAGAAGCCUUUCACUUGCUCAUUUUGCGAUAAAAGAUUCAUCCGGAAAACAGGUUUAAACGAUCACACUGCAAUACACACUGGAGAGAAGCCUUUCGCCUGCUCAAUUUGCGAUAAAAGAUUCAUCAGGAAAAAACAUUUAAUCAGUCACACAAGAACACAUACUGGAGAGAAGCCUUUUCAAUGCACAUUUUGUGGUAGAGCAUUCACUUUGAAGGAAUCUUUAAAGAGACACACAAUGAAACACACUGGAGAGAAGAAGCCUUUUCAAUGCACAUCUUGUGGUAAACGAUAUACUGAGAAGAGACAUUUAAACACACACACACUCACACACACUGGAGAAAAGCCUUUUGUCUGCACAAAUUGUGGUAAAAGAUUCAUCACGAAACACGAUUUUAUCAACCACACAAGAACACACACUGGAGAGAAGCCUUUUGCCUGCUCUCGCUGCGAUAAAAGAUUUUGUAAGAAGCAUGAUUUAACAAGACAUACACGUACACACACUGGAGAGAAGCCUUUUGCCUGUUCUCGUUGCUUUAAAAGAUUUUGUGUUAAGCAAGGGUUAACAAGACACACACAUACACACACUGGAGAGAAGCCUUUUGCCUGUUCUCGUUGCUGUAAAAGAUUUUGUUCGAAGCAAGCGUUAACAAAACACACGCGUACGCACACCGGGUGAAAAGGCUUUUCUCUGCACACUUUGUGGUAAAAGAUUUACAAGUAGCUGCUGAUACAUGCUAAUCUUUUGUUAUUGCUGCCUCACAUAGCAUCCUCACAUCAUCUGAAACAAUCACGUAAACUCGACCUAAGUAUUCGACCACUAUUGAAAACGCACAAUAAACGGUACAAAAGGGGUUACAGUGGGCCAAAUAAGUAUUUAGUCAACCACUAAUUAUGCAAGGUCUCCCACUUGAAAAUAUUAGAGGCCUGUAAUUGUCAACAUAGGUAAAACUCAACCAUGAGAGACAGAAUGUCGGGGGGGAAAAAAACAAAUCUCAUUGUUUGAUUUUUAAAGAAUUUAUUUGGAAAUCAUAGCGGAAAAUAAGCAUUUGGUCAAUGCCAAAAGUUCAUCUCAAUACUUUGUUAUGUACCCUUUGUUGGCAAUAACGGAGGCCAAACGUUUUCUGUAACUCUUCACAAGCUUUUCCACACACUGUUGCUGGUAUUUUGGCCCAUUCCUCCAUGCAGAUCUCCUCUAGAGGAGGGAUGUUUUGGGGCUGUCGUUGGGCAGCACGGACUUUCAACUCCCUCCACAGAUUUUCUAUGGGGUUGAGAUCUGGAGACUACCUAGACCACUCCAGGACCUUGAAAUAUUUCUUACGAAGCCACUCCUUUGUUGCCCUGGCUGUGUGUUUGGGAUCAUUGUCAUGCUGAAAGACCCAGCCACGUCUCAUCUUCAAUGCCCUUGCUGAUGGAAGGAGAUUUUCACUCAAAAUCUCUCGAUUCAUGGCCCCAUUCAUUCUUUCCUUUACACCAGGGGGGUCCAAACAUUUUGCAAAGGGGGCCAGAUUUGGUGUGGUAAAAAUGUGGGAGGCAGACCUUGACUGACAUACUUUACGUAGAUCAAUAUAUUUAAGCAAAUUUUAGCAAGCCAUUCUGUGUGUCACAUUUGCUUUAUUAUUGUUAUAAAUUAAUAAUUUCAACAAUCUCGCAACUAGCCUUUGUGGCGUUCUUUCGAUUCUCGGGAUCUUGCGAAAUACUGCUGCUGUGAAAUGAAGCUAGCUUCAAGUUUCUUCAAUUUCUCGCUGCGUAUCUUCUAGUGUUGCACCGAUACCAUUUUUUGGCCCCGAUACCGAUACCUGACUGUGCAGUAUCGGCCGAUACCAUACCGAUACCACCCCGUUUAUAUAUAUAUAUAUAUAUUAGGGCUGUCAAAAUUAUCGCGUUAACGGGCGUUAAUUAAUUUUUUAAAUUAAUCACGUUAAAAUAUUUGACGCAAUUAACGCACUAGGCCCGCUCAGACAGAUUUAAAUGUCAGUACAGUGAAAGGCCAACUUGUUAAUUGUGUUUUAUGGAGUUUUUCCGCCCUCUGCUGGCGCUUGGGUGUGACUUGCAUAUAUUAUGUGGCGUAAUGUCGCCCUCUGCUGGCAAUUCAGUGCAGCUGAUUAUUUGGGUUUCGGCGCGCUUUUCUGACGUAAUUAUAUGUCGACGCGAACUCACACUAAUAGACAGUGCUAUUCAGACCAGCUAACGUCUGCAUCCAGUAUUCAGUGGCAGUACUCAUAGCCCCAUCACACUGUUUGUGUCUAAUACAUGCAUCGCUUGUGAGUUAUAUUCCUCCUUUGUUUAUAUUCAUGAGCAUUAGAUAGUUAUUGAUGAUGUGUAUUUGAAUUUGUUCACAUAUAUGGUGAAAUGCAGUUACAUUGUUAGAUGCUUGUGAGCUAAUUGGCUAGUGCUACUGCUCAAAUGGACACGUGUGUGUACGUUUUAUGUUAUUUUGUGAUUUAUGCAAGUUAUUGACACAUUGCCUUGUUAUUUUCAGUUUUACAAAAAUACAAGAAACGUGCUCCUGUCAAAAAGAGAUUCACUUCAGUAAAGCCCAUGCAACUUUGCCACACCGUCUGAUUUCUUUUUGGAACUUAUGUUCGCUAUCUGUCAAUUUGUGUACUCACACACAUUGAGGACAGAAUAGGGCUACUAGUUUAUUUUUUGAUUGAAAAUUUUACAAAUUUUAUUAAAACGAAAACUUUAAGAGGCGUUUUAAUAUAACAUUUCUAUAACUUGUACUAAUAUUAAUCUUUUAAGAACUACAAGUCUUUCUAUCCAUGGAUCACUUUAACAGAAUGUUAAUAAUGUUAAUGCCAUCUUGUUGAUUUAUUGUUAUAAUAAACAAAUACAGGCCUUAUGUACCGUAUGUUGAAUGUAAAUAUUCCAACAAUAAUUUACAGAAAAAUAUGGCAUAUUUUAUAGAUGGUUUGAAUUGUGAUUAAUUGCGAUUAAUUACGAUUAAUUAAUUUUUAAGCUGUAAUUAACUCGAUUAAAAAUUUUAAUCGUUUGACAGCCCUAAUAUAUAUAUAUAUAUAUAUUUUUUUUUUUUCCAAAGAGCUACAUAAUUGGAUGUGAAAUGAUUGCUAUCAAGGCUUUGUCAGGCUGUUGCUUACCUUUGCAAAAUAGGAAAAAGUACACUAAACCCUAGUAGACAAUAGUUGAAUAAACCUUUGGCUCUCAAUGGCCAAAAUAGUGCUAAAUUUGUGAAAUUAAUAAAACAUGUAUAAUACUAGCCCAACAGUAAGAAAGUAAAAAUAAAUUCAUAAUAAUAAACUCUGAAUGAACUGAAUAAACUUUUUUAAACCUCUCAAAGUCCAAGCAGUGCAACUUUCAUGAAAUUAUUGUCACAUUCUGCUGCUGGUUAGAUUGUGUUUUGUUGCUGGGCGUGGGGGCGUGGCACUUGAAUCCAAUGCAGGCUCAUCAACGCAGCAUUUAAGCACGGGUGAUCUCAGAGAAGGCUGCUGAGAUAUUUGCCUUGCUGAUCGCUAUUUGACAUCUGGCACAAUAAUCUCGCUACAUUUGAUUGUUAUGCCCCUGCAUUGGGUUUUUCUGUUAGUGUGCUGCUCUCGUUUGUAACCGCUGCCUAUCGUCUUAGUUUGUCCGUCGACCUGCUGUCACGGACUCCUUUUGUUAUUUCUACUAUCCCGCGAUCGCGUGUUAUUUUUUGUUUGCAAUCAUUAAACCCUUUUAUGUAUCCCCCGCUUGUUGUCUGCUUCGAGGUUCAACCUUGUUUCCGCAUUUGCAGACGCUAACAAUUAUAAGUAAUAAUAAUUGACCACAGCAUCCCGUCUCUCCUUUUUUUCGGGAGGUGGGAGUCCCUUAUUUCUAUUUCUGAAAGGUGGCAACAAUACUUUGGAAACACUUCCCAAAUUACUGCGGCAUUUCUUUCAGUAAAAGACAAUAAAAGUAAAGUAGACGAAGUGAACUGACCAGAGAUUGUAGCUCCGGUCCAGCGGCCUUCUUCCUCUGGAUAGCAGUCCUGCUCUUGCAGGCUCAAACUUGUUGUGUUCGUUCACGUUUCGUCUUCAAAUGUUUUAUCAAGUUCGAGGUACUGAAACUGGCCGAUUUAACUCCACAUCUCCAAACUUUCAGGCCGCAAAUCUUGCAUGCAGCCAUUGAUUUUAAUCGACAGGAUUUCUAUUUGGAAAUAUUUCCCGACCGCCCGCCGCCAUAUUUCCUGGUUUGUUUUUCGUCCAUAUAAAAAAAAAAAGCCCCCUUUUGAUUGGUUAGGAGUGGCUAUUGGCCCGCUCUCAUUGGUCUGGAGCAGGCCAAUAGCGAUAGCUGCUUGGUGUUCACGUGUCAUCACACAACACAGAGACAGAGUGUAGUGAGCGCCAGGAGGAGAAAAAGGCUGUGGUCAAUUGUUAUAAUAAUGGACCGGUAAAUGGUAUCGGCGCCGUCUUUGUUGGUACUCGCCGAUACCGAUACCACCAUUUCGGGCCGGAUCGGCGCCCCCUGCCGAUACUAGUAUCGGUGCAUCUUUAGUAUCUUCCCUGUAAUCGUGUCAUACAUGUCAGCGUGUCUUGUUUGGUAUUAUCGCCUCACAUUAAACUCUUUAAAAACAGCGACUGUUUCUUCGCAAAUGAGCAGUGUUGUAACGCAUUACUAAGUAACGCGUUACUGUAAUCUGAUUACUUUCUCUCAGUAACGAGCAAUCUAACGCGUUCAUUUUUCCAAGCCAGUAAUCUGAUCAAAGUUAGUUUCCUCGGUGCCUGUGCGUUACUAUUUAAUUGUUGCUUCAUACUGUAUGUAGAAUGAAGAAUAUCGUAGUCAUGUACAAAGAGCAUUUGAAAAGAAAAUACUGCGCUUGAGUUUGGGAGUGACAUCACAUCUCACGUUUUCUCAUCGGGGGGGAGACAGGUCACGUGUUUUACCAUGCUGCCUGUGCGCGCGCCGUCUGCCACGGCGGUCAACAACAUAGCCUGUCUAGUGGCUACCUAUCAGGAUGCUAACAGUAAAGGAGCCGGAGAGAUACAACAAACGGCUGCAUUUGCUCCCUGGAGACACAGCCAUUACUUCACAUAUCCGUCCAGUAAAGAUGACAAAAAUAUCUCCGUGCGUUGCAAACUCUGCGCAGGCUCAGAAAGACUGUCUGUCGACCGCUAAAAACUCGACAUCCAAUUCAACAAGGAAGACCUUGGAAUUACAGCACAACGCGAAAAAACUCGAAUCAAAGCCGACAGGUGACGAGACAGCCAGCACUUCUACAGUUUGUAACCAGCCUUAAUAUGUGUAAUUAUGUACAUUUUUAUAGUUAGAGUUUGCAAUCAUAGGCGAAGUUUUACAUUUGUGGGACUGGGGGAAAAGCAUGUUGAAGACUGAAACAAAAGUCAAAAGUUUGGACACAUUUCAUGACUUUUGCGUUUUACAUAUUUUCACUACUAUUGUAUAUUCUCACUCAAAACUAUGAACGAACAUGUGGAAUGGCAAAAAAAGUGAAAUACCUGAAAACAGGUUUUGUGUUCUACAUUCUUCAAAGUAUCCACCUUUGAGGUGUCUCAAAUUUUGGCCAAAACUGUAUAUAUAUAUGUACUGUAUAUACACAUCUUGACACUGUUCGAGUUCAAUCAACUGUUCAAGUUGUUGUUGGCAGCGUUUGAAAGCUUAGGUUUAAAGAAAUUCUCCAUCUUGCCGCCUAUGGUGUAGUUUUGGCUUAGCAAAGCAAAGGAUAGUCUCCGAGGUGCUAGUCUCAUGAUCUGUUCGAAAAAUGAUUUUGACCCAUUAUGAAAACUUAACGUUGUAGGAUUUUUGUUCAUUUCAUUAAUUUUUAUUGUUUGUUUUAUUGCGUUACAACUUUUACAGACAACAUUUUAACGGCUAGGUCUUUAUUUCAAAGGAGAAGUUCAGAUUUUUUUACAUUAUGCUUAAUCUUGGAGUUAGCGGGGGUUUAAUUAGUCGUUGGAGUUGAUUUAAACAAAUUUUGUGCAGUUUGUCAGUUAUUUGUUAGUUUUAGGGCUCCGGAAUAGGUAAGCUAGGGCGAGUCAAUGGUGGUCGACUAAUUAAACCCCCGCUAACUAAGAUUAAGCCUUAUGUGAAAAACUCAAUUACACGAAAUGACAUUUUUCAGUUUUUAUGUUGAGGCAGCAAAAGGAAAAAAAAAAUGGUAAAAAGUAACUGAUAAGUUACUUUUAAAGUAAUUUAGUUACUUUGAUAAUAAAGUAAUCAGUAAAGUAACUAGAUUACUUUUUUUAGGUGUAAUCAGUAAUUACAUUUUUAAAGUAAUCCGUGACAACACUGCAAAUGAGGCAGACACAGUUGUUGCGUAUUUUAGUGAAGAAAUACCGUAUUUUUCGGACUACAAGUCGCACCGGAGUAUAAGUUGCACCAGCCAUAAAACGCCCAACGAAGAGAAAAAAGCAUAGACAAGUCGCACCGGAGUACAAGUCGCAUUUUGGGGGGAAAUUUACUUGAUAAAAUCCAACACAUAGAACAGAUAUGUCAUCUUGAAAGGCAAUUUAAUAUAAAAAUACAAUAGAGAACAACAUUCUGAAUAAGUGUACAGUGUAUAGUGCAUGAACAACGAAAUGCGAGUAUACUGUCUUCACCAGGACGCUACGGCUCGGUCCUGGCUAUUCAGCGGGCUAAACUUCCAAAUGACGAUGCUGGGUGUGAGUAUAAUUUGCUGAAUCAAUUUCGUCCUCGGUACCAAACAGGUUCGCAUCAGCGUAAAUAAAUGAUAAUUAGGUGCUUUUACAGCAAUGACAUGACACAAACGGUUAGCAUGCAUUCGCUAGCUUUAGCGCAUCGUUCAAACAACCACACAACUAGCUCUUAAGUGUCCGUUCGCGGGUGGAAAACACACAAAAACAACAAAGAUGAUACACACAGGAGUUGCCUCUGUAGAGAUAUUUUACAAGCAUAAACAAUUAACGUAGGUUCGCAGCAGUGUUUCUCUCUCGCUAACUCGCCCACUCAGUCAGAGCUACGUAGCUGUCGGUCUUCUGGCAUGUGAGCGCUCUCUUCACGUAAACAAGUGCGAGUGCGCUCCCACGUGGGCGUGAAAGCGCCACAAAGAAAAAGCAUGCAUUUCAAUAUAAAAAAGUCAAUAAUACAAUUGACGACACAUUGCCAAAGGCAGAACGCGAACGUGGCCAUAGCUAUUACCUAUUAAGAUAAAUAUAGCAUAAAGAACAUGCUAACAAGUUUACCAAACCAUCAGUGUCACUCCAAAACACCAAAAUAACAUGUGAAAUGAUAUGAUAAUGUGUUAAUAAUUUCACACAUAAGUCGCUCCUGUGUAUAAGUCGCACCCCCAGCCAAACUACAAAAAAAACUGCGACUUAUAGUCCGAAAAAUACGGUAGUCCAAUUUCCACCUAUCCUUGAAGCGUCGGCCGUCGCAGUCAACUUUUUUUGUUGUUGUUGUUGAUUGUUGCCAUUUUAGAAAAUUGGAAGGGUCACACAGGGUAAUGUUCUUGGCUGCUGCCUUUUAGUGGGUAAAUGAGGAUCAGCAUUUAAUGUGUAAGCUACUUCAUAUGCUGGUAGCAGUACUGCUGACCAAUUUAUUAAGUCUGUGUGCGGGCCAUACGUUAUUGAUCUUAUGACAGAGGCUGGGAGCCGGAUGUAAUUUGACCCCGGGCCGUAUUUGGCCCUCGGGCCGCACUUACACAGAUCAGUCGUUCUGGUCCCUUUGCAGAAAAACAGCCCCAAAGCAUGAUGUUUCCACCCCCAUGCUUCACAGUGGGUAUGGUGUUCUUCAGAUGCAAUUCAUUAUUCUUUCUCCUCCCAACACCAGAACCUGUGUUUCUACCAAAAAGUUCUAUUUUGGUUUCAUCUGACCAUAACACAUUCUCCCAGUCCUCUUCUGGAUAAUCCAAAUGCUCUCUAGUGAACCGCAGAAGGGCCUGGUCAUGUAAUUUCUUCAGCAAGGGGACACGUCUGGCAGUGCAGGAUUUGAGUCCCUGGCGGCGCAUUGUGUUACUGAUAGUAACCUUUGUUACUGUGGUCCCAGAUCAUUUGUCAAUCAUUCACUAGGUCCCCCUUGUUAUCAUUUUGACGCCACGGGGUGAGAUCUUGCAUGGAGCCCCAGCUCGAGGGAGAUUAUCAGUGGUCUUGUAUAUCUUCCAUUUUCUAAUAAUUGCUCCCACAGUUGAUUUUUUUUUU